Messenger RNA from Gadus morhua (Atlantic cod), 3827 nucleotides. It is a transcript of the gene wdcp, whose product is annotated as WD repeat and coiled coil containing. Lineage: Eukaryota; Metazoa; Chordata; Actinopteri; Gadiformes; Gadidae. The record is from RefSeq and is a predicted model, not a curated record. The coding region runs from base 314 to 2899 and encodes 861 amino acids. Gene Ontology annotation, molecular function: kinase binding. The transcript is spliced from 4 exons.
GUAAACACUGGGAAAACGUGAGUUGGCCGCGGGAAAGAAAACAAGGUAACGGACCCAGAAACUGAGCAAUGCAAACAUCAUAUUUAUUUUAUAUUGCGCUCUUAGCGCUUUAUUACAUUGAAAAUAGACACACAGUUUGUCUUAUAUGAUCUUUUUCUUUUGGAAAUUCUACACAGUUACAUGACCUGAGUCUCUUGACUUUGAUGUGUUCACCUAAAGUGCUGAAUACAUCAAACCACAGGGCUGCCAGGUGGGGGAAUACCUACCUCGCGUUUGAGUCGCUGCUAAGCGUGUGGGAUCUGCGUCACGGAGGAUGGAGCUGGGUAAGGCGAAGCUCUUGAAGACGGGCCUCAACGCCCUCCACCAGGCCAUCCACCCCGUCCAUGGGAUCGCAUGGACGGACGGAAAGCAGGUCUGCCUCACGUCCAUCUUCUACGUCAGCGGCGAGGUGAAAUUUGGGGACACGAACGUCAUCGGACAGUUCGAGCACGUCUUCGGGCUCUUCUGGGGCCCGCUAUGCUGCAAGGGCUCCCCGGCGCUGCUCGCCGUCCAACACAAGAAGCACAUCACCGUGUGGCAGCUGCAGCUCAGCGCCCAGGAGCCCAACAAGCUACUGUGCACCCAGACGUGCGAGAUGAGCGAGCCCUUCCCCCUGCUCUCCCAGGGCUGCGUGUGGCACCCCAAGCAGGACAUCCUGGCUGUGCUGACCAAGCGUGACGCCUCCGUGCUGUUCUCGGUGCGGGUGGACAACCGCCGGACGAAGGCGGACAUCUGCGCGUCGGGGUCGGUCCACUGCGCGUGCUGGACCAAGGACGGCACGCGUCUGGUGGUGGCCAUGGGCAGCGGCCUGCACUCCUUCAUGUGGAACGACGUCAACAAGAGCCUGCUGCCGUGCGCCUUCUGCCCCGUGUUCGACGUGGGCGGCAACGUCUGCGCCGUGCAGCCCACGGGCGAGUCCCAGGUCGCCGUGGCGACGGAGCUGCCGCUGGACAAGCUGUGCGGCCUCAACGCCAGCAUGGCGUUCGAGAUGCCGGUGCGCGACGCUCCCUCCCGCCACGGCCACCCUCAGGACGCCUGCGACGGCGGCGGCGGGCUGGAGUCGUCGCGGCGGCGGUUCCUGGAGACGGCGUGCACCUCGCUGGCGUCCUCGGGCCCCGUGGACCUCACCCAGCUGCUGGCCCGCCACCGCCGCUCGGACCCCAGCCCGCUGCUGAACCUGACGCGGCGGGACGCGGCCGUGACGGCCUCGGGCCAGGACUCGUCGCACCUCAUCCUGGUCACCUACGAGCGCAAGGUGACCACCAGCCGCAAGGUGACCAUCCCGGGCAUCCUGGUGCCGGACAUCGUGGCCUUCGACCCGCGCGGCACCACGGUGGCGGUGGCGUCCAACGCCUGCAGCAUGGUGCUGGUGUACUGCAUCACGGCGUCGGCCGUGCCCAACGUGCAGCAGAUCUCCCUGCAGACGAACGAGCGGCCCAAGGGCGCCUGGUUCCUGAGCGACAAGCUGCUGCUGCUCAUGGUGGGCCGCCAGAAGAGCUCCGGGGACUCCGUCUUCCUCCCCUCUUCCUCCUCUUGCUCCUCCUCUUCCUCCAACAUGGACAAGUACGUGCUGCGCCUGGUGGCCAGGGACCUCAUGCAGAGCAACGGCCCCGCGCCGGACCCGGCCCCGGCCUGCGUCUCGCCCUCCUCCGCCUUGCUCCACCGCGCCCCCGACUCCCCGGGUCCCCAGCUCCCCUACGAGAGGGUGAGGCGGCACUCGGACCUCAUGCCCCGGAUCGAGCGCCUGGGCCAGGGGAUCAAGGAUCUGGUGCUGCCGGGCGGGGCGGUGGUGUGCUGCCCUGGCGGCAGCAGCGGCGGCAGCAGCAGCAGCAGCAGCAUUAGCAGCCGGCAUAAGCUGGUGGAGGAGGUUGUGCCGGCACCGCCGCUGGUGCCGAGCGGGGAGGCCAGCCCCGGGACCAGCCGGGCCAACGUCUCGGCCACCUCCAGCAGCUCCUCCAUCACCGCCGACAACUUCGACAUGGAGGCGCACAUCGUGGGCCGCAUGCACGCCAACGCCGCUCUCGCCGCCGCCGCUAGCGCCACCCACACCCACACCACCACCGUCGCCCACACCCCCCCCGCCGCCGCGGGCCUGGCCCUGACCUUAAACCGGGACUCGAGCCGGGCAGCCAGCACCCCGGCCCUGCGCCACGAGGCCCCCGACAAGCCGGCGCCGCCUCGGCCGGCGACGCCCACGACGCCCGCGGCGGACAGGUGUGGGUCGGCGGCGGGGCGGGAGCGAGGCCUGGAGCAGCUGGUGGAGAACAUGGAGCGGCUGUUUUCGCGCUUCUCCGACGUGCAGCAGUGCGUGGUGGAAAUACGGGACUACGCCCAGAACGGGAAGAGGGCCAUCGCCGCCGCCGCCGCCGCCGCGUACCCCGGCGCGUACGAACCGCCGUACGUCAACGUCACGUGUCAGAAGCAGCUGUCGGAGAACGUUUUCACGGACGAGCGCAGGCCCGUGCUGCUGUGCGAGGGGAAGCUGCGACUGAGCGCGCUCCAUGACCUCUUCAACCUCACCACGGUGGAGAUGGUGUACGGACCGCUGUGGAUCGUGUUGGUGGCCGACGCCAACGGCUUCAUACCGCUGACCUUCAAGUCCCGGGACGAGGUCACCGUACGGAAUGCCCUCAGGAAGACCCCGCUCCUGUCCCCCGGGAGCCCGGACACCCCCGGCCCAACCUCUCCGGUCCUGGCCCCGUCCCCGACGUUUCCUCCGCCCCCACCCCCAGUCCCUGGCCCCUCGUCCCCCACCCCCACCUCCACCUCCACCUCCAGCCCACCCUCCACCCCCACCCCUGCUCCCAGCCCCAGCCCAAGCCAGAGCUCCAUCCCAGCGACGACGGAAGCCUCCACGUAGCGACCGCGAUAACCGUUGGGACUUGCCGUCGGAAAGGACAACCGUAUUCUCCGCCGUGUUUAAACUACGGGACUUAAAGACAAAACAAGCCUAACCUCAUGCAUGUAUCAUAAGAAGACCAAUUUAGCGAUCGUCAAAGAGAAUUGGCUCUGAAUGGAUGCGUAGAUUUCAAAGCAGAGCUCUGCUGAAGGAUUCACGUACUUCGUGAUUUAUUUUUGUACUGGUGUGCCGUGCUUUCUACAAAUGUGACGUUUACUUGCGGGAUGCUUUGAAACCAAAACCUACUUGAAUGUCGAGGGAUUACCAUAACAAGCCAAUCAGGCUGAUAUGCAGUCAGUUUGAUAUUUUUAUAGUUUAUGAUUAUUUUGGCAGGAGAUAAUUAUUUUUUAUGUUUUAAGGCCCAUUUGCAACGUAGAUUAAAAGGCAGUUUUGGUUGACAUUGCUGUUCAAACGUUUGAUUUUUUUCUAAAUAAUUUACAGAGACGUUAAAUGAUCAUCUUAAAUGUAUAAGGAUUAAAGGCUUAUAUUACAGAAAAUAAAUUAUUUGCACAAAAUGUGCCCUCUGAAUAUUCUAUUAAUUUCCUCUGAGAAAGUAGAUGUGAAGUACUUAUUACCAGAAAGUAUAUAUACCCAUGCUAAUGUGACCAUCAUGAUCCACACGUCAUAUCAUAGCACUAAACCGCAACCAUAUACUAGUUAAGUGGCACAAUGUCUGUUUUUGGGUGGUUUGUGUUGACACUGAACUACUGUAAUGCACCACUAGAGGGCGCUCGACUCAAGAGAAAAGGCUCAUGAUACAGGCAUCGUUUUGUGCACAGGCGAAAUGACUAUGAUAUUCCGUCAGCCAACUUUUACAAUAUUUUAUUAUGUCCAUAUCAACCCACUGUAAUCUGAUUCCAUUAAUAAAUACUCGCAAUGCAUAACUUAA